AUGGCCCCAGCUAACGGCGAAUCGAUUGAUGCUCUGAAGGACCUCAUCAGCAGCUUGGAGUCUCGGAUAGUUGGGUUGGAGAAGGCAUUGCUCAAUGGCGGCAAUUCGGACUCUGCUGCGUCGAUGCGGAUGGUUCUGAUGGGCCCUCCUGGUGCCGGCAAGGGAACGCAAGCGCCCAAGAUCAAAGAGAAAUACUGCGUGUGCCACUUGUCUACUGGUGACAUGUUGCGAUCACAAGUCUCCCGACAAACAGAGCUCGGCAAGGCUGCAAAGAAGAUCAUGGAUCAGGGUGGACUCGUCUCUGAUGAGAUUAUGGUCGGCAUGAUCAAGAACGAGUUGGAAUCGAACAAGGAGUGUAAGAAGGGUUUCAUCCUCGAUGGGUUCCCUCGUACAGUUGCUCAGGCUGAGCGAUUAGACGACAUGCUCCGCGACCGCAAGCAGACGCUGCAGCAUGCCAUCGAACUCCAGAUUGACGACGGUCUUCUGGUUUCUCGGAUAACGGGCCGAUUGAUCCACCCGGCCUCUGGCAGAUCUUACCACAAGAUCUUCAAUCCACCAAAGAAGGAGAUGACUGACGACAUCACCGGAGAGCCACUUGUCCAGCGCUCUGAUGAUAAUGCCGAGGCGUUGAAGAAGCGCCUGGCCACUUACCACGCCCAAACCGCUCCCGUUGUUGGAUACUACAAGAACACUGGUAUCUGGAGCGGAAUCGAUGCUAGCCAGGAGCCCGGCCAGGUCUGGAAGAGCAUUCUCGGGGUCUUUGAGAAGAAGGAGUCUCCAAUUCUCAGCAAGAUUGGCUUGUCCAAGUAA
Messenger RNA from Nannizzia gypsea CBS 118893, 810 nucleotides. RefSeq names its product adenylate kinase cytosolic. Gene Ontology annotation, biological process: ADP biosynthetic process. The record is from RefSeq and is a predicted model, not a curated record. NCBI's taxonomy places the organism in Eukaryota, Fungi, Ascomycota, Eurotiomycetes, Onygenales, Arthrodermataceae. The transcript is spliced from 4 exons. Gene Ontology annotation, cellular component: mitochondrion; cytoplasm. Gene Ontology annotation, molecular function: AMP kinase activity; ATP binding. The coding region runs from base 1 to 810 and encodes 269 amino acids.